Nycticebus coucang (slow loris) is the source of this 1171-nucleotide messenger RNA. RefSeq names its product intelectin-1-like. Gene Ontology annotation, molecular function: oligosaccharide binding. Bases 90 to 1052 code for a protein of 320 amino acids. The record is from RefSeq and is a predicted model, not a curated record. The transcript has 8 exons. Lineage: Eukaryota; Metazoa; Chordata; Mammalia; Primates; Lorisidae.
CAACUUUUAGCUCCUGGCUGCUGGGAGGGAGAAUUCUGCUGUCUGUGCUACAGGGAAGGGCAGCUGAGACUCAGACUUAGUCUAUUACAAUGACUCCACUGGGCUUCCUGCUGUUUCUCACUGUGGCCACCAGAGCGUGGAGUGAUGAAAAGGCCAAUACUUCCUACAAGGAUUGUACCUGUUCUUCUUGGUCUCCAUCUCAGUCCAGAAGCUGCAAGGAAAUCAAAGCAAAGUGCCGCAACACACGUGAUGGCCUGUAUUUCCUGCGCACCAAGAAUGGUGUUGUCUACCAGACUUUCUGUGACAUGACCACCGCAGGUGGUGGCUGGACCCUGGUGGCUACUGUACAUGAGAACAAUGUGGGUGGGAAGUGCACGGUGGGCGAUCGCUGGUCCAGUCAGCAGGGCAACAGAGCAGACUACCCACAGGGGGACAACAACUGGGCCAAUUACAACACCUUUGGGUCUGCAGAGGCGGCCACAAGUGAUGACUACAAGAACCCUGGUUACUAUGACAUCCAGGCUGAUGACCUUGGCAUCUGGCAUGUGCCCAACAACUCCCCCCUGGAACACUGGAGGACCAGCUCCCUGCUGAGGUACCACACUGAAACUGGCUUCUUCCAGAGACUGGGACACAAUCUGUUUGGCCUCUACAAGAAAUAUCCGGUGAAAUAUGGAGCAGGAAAGUGUUGGACUGACAAUGGCCCAGCCAUCCCUGUGGUCUAUGAUUUUGGUGAUGCCCAGAAAACAGCAUCUUAUUACUCACCUCUUGGCCAGUGGGAAUUCAUUGCAGGAUUUGUUCAGUUCAGGGUGUUCAAUAAUGAGAGAGCAGCCAAUGCCUUGUGUGCUGGAAUGAAGGUCACUGGAUGUAACACUGAGCAUGAUGUCGUCAGCCUCACCAGCAGAUCUGUGUUCCUCUCCCUGUUUCUCAGCACUGCAUCGGUGGAGGAGGGUUCUUCCCAGAGGGCGAUCCCAGGCAGUGUGGGGAUUUCUCUGCCUUUGACUGGAACGGAUAUGGAACUCAUGUUGCUUAUAGCAGCAGCCGGGAGAUAACGGAGGCAGCUGUGCUUUUGUUCUACCGUUGAGAGUGCUGGGGUGGGGCCCAGCCCUCUUCUCCCAACCAGGGGAUUCCAAGGAUGGAGAAUAAUUUCCCAACUAGAUUGCUAAUGGUA